CGAUAAACACUGCAAGAUUGUGAUUGGUAGGAGGAAAGAUGAAGAUCACAUCGUUAUUAGUAUUGAAAUGCCACCCUGAAGGAUCCGAUCCCAUAAUACUAGCCAUCGCUUCCGACGUUAGCCAUUUCGGUUACUUCCAGAGGCCAAGCAUCAGGGAGUUCAUCGUCUUCGUCUCUCGAACCGUCGCCGAACGAACCCCUCCCGGCCAGCGCCAGUCCGUCCAGCACGAAGAGUACAUGGUGCAUUCUUACAACAGAAAUGGACUUUGUGCAAUUGGAUUUAUGGAUGGUCACUAUCCGGUUCGAAGUGCUUUUUUGCUUCUCAACCAGGUGGUGGAUGAAUACCAACAAAGUUUUGGGGAAUCAUGGAGAUCUGCACAAGCUGAUAGCACUCAAGCUUGGCCCUAUUUGGAUGAGGCUUUGACCAAGUUUCAGGACCCUGCAGAGGCUGAUAAAUUGUUGAAAAUUCAGAGAGAGUUGGAUGAGACUAAAAUCAUCCUUCAUAAAACUAUUGACAGUGUGCUUGCACGAGGUGAGAAGCUGGACAGUUUGGUUGAGAAGAGCUCAGAUCUGAGUGCAGCAUCUCAGAUGUUUUACAAUCAAGCUAAGAAAAACAAUCAGUGUUGUAGUAUACUGUAAAACUUGUAGACAAAG
Hibiscus syriacus is the source of this 653-nucleotide messenger RNA. RefSeq names its product VAMP-like protein YKT61. The transcript has 7 exons. Gene Ontology annotation, molecular function: SNAP receptor activity. Gene Ontology annotation, biological process: endoplasmic reticulum to Golgi vesicle-mediated transport. Lineage: Eukaryota; Viridiplantae; Streptophyta; Magnoliopsida; Malvales; Malvaceae. Gene Ontology annotation, cellular component: Golgi apparatus; membrane. Bases 39 to 638 code for a protein of 199 amino acids. The record is from RefSeq and is a predicted model, not a curated record.